Molecule: messenger RNA, 189 nt
Organism: Micromonas pusilla CCMP1545
Lineage: Eukaryota; Viridiplantae; Chlorophyta; Mamiellophyceae; Mamiellales; Mamiellaceae
Exons: 1
Source: RefSeq, a predicted model, not a curated record
CCGAACGAGCCGUGCUCGAUGUGCGAGGGCACCGGGCGGACGGAGUGCUCGUGCACGCGCUGGAGCGACGACGGCGAGGGUUGCAGCAGCUGCGGCUACACCGGCGUCCGCGUGUGCCCCGCGUGCCGCGGCGGCGGACGAGCGGUGCGCGUCACGCUCGAGAUUCCCGUCGAGCCCGACCCGGAGCCG